CCAACUUCCAACUCUUUGAAAACCAAAAAGCCUAGUCAACAACAUCUAUCCCAAUUACCCCAACGUACCACGCACCCAAUCAACAGCAACCAGCCAGGAAAAUGAACAACCCAAUCCUCAACCCCAUCCCCGUCUUCAAACGGCGAUUCUUCGGCGAACGCGACUCCGACGAAGAUUCCCCCAGCUCCAAUCUCACCGACUCCGACUCCGACCAUCGCAAGCUCAGGUCCCCAAAAUGGACCACCGCGGAAGAAGACGAGUGGUACGAAGGGCCCUCGCGCGAAUGGGGCGGCAAACCCCCGCCGACUUCCCAGGAAAUCGAGGAAGCCCAAGCCCAGGCGGAGGCGGCCGCGCGACGGGCCCAGCGGCGCCAGAAGCGGGCCGAGGCGCUGGAAGCGCUGCGCUCGCGCUCGCCAAUCGAGCCCCUCGUCAACGAGUUCGACGAGACGAUGGACCGCCUGGACAUCACCACGGCGCUGUACCAGGCGGCCACCUUUAUCGACGAGGAGCAGGAUCGGGAGGCGGAGCACUAUGUCGAGGAGGCCAUGCGCACCGCCCAAAGGUUGGGCGAUCAAACGGCCCUGGCGCGGUGCCAGUACUGGCAGGGUCGAGUCGAGUUUCUCCGGGAAAACUAUGAGGCGGCGCACCGGUGUUUCCAAGCGUGUCGGGACAUGGUAGUCGAGGCGCCGGAGGGCGAGACGGUGAAGCAGUACUCGCAACUCUCACGGCCGGGAGGGUUGACCGAGGAGGAACGUUGGCGCUGGGGGGAAGAGGAGCAGGAUGGGGCCCAGCGGUUGUAUGGGGGCUCCUCGAGGUCGGCCAGUCACGCCUCUAUAGACGGCUUCCAUAUCCCGGCUUUCGAGGAGGAAGGUUGGGAGCAUGACCAUUCUCCCGAGCCGGCCAGUCCUUUAUCCAUGGGCUCGCACAAACCCCCAUCUCAAGGCAUUGAGUCGGCAACAGAGGACAGCAUCCCUAAAUCACCCUCUCAUUCACUCCCUCGAUCACUCCCUAAAUCCACCCCAAAAUCACCCACAGAAAACACGCCCUCUGAGGACGUCAACCGCCCACGAAGGAUCCUGACACCCAAAUCAUGCAAGCGCUUCGUGGCCGGGGAAGUCGACAGAGGCGGACUGCAGCUGCACCGCAGCCAGAAGCAAUUCACCUUCGAGAUGUACCCGCAGGAGAUGGCGCCACGCACCCGACCGACCGCGAUCUUCCCGGAGCAGGUUAACGAGGUCCUCUCGUGGGCGGAGAAAAAUCAGGUGUUGAACGACGAGCAGGUGCGAGAACGGGGGGUCACGAUGCACUACCUGCGAAGAGAAGCGCAAAAGUACCAGAAAGCGGUACGGCAAAAAAAAAGGGAGACAUGGAGAAGUCUGGUGCGAGGUACUUGCACGAUCAUGUAGGGCAGCUCUGCCGGCGGAGACUACUUGAGAUCAGAGUGAAAGAAGUUUAGGUUUGCCAAACGAAUCCUAUUCCACUGAAUGCAGCCGAAGAUA
This is a messenger RNA of Aspergillus saccharolyticus JOP 1030-1, 1499 nucleotides long. RefSeq names its product tetratricopeptide repeat protein. NCBI's taxonomy places the organism in Eukaryota, Fungi, Ascomycota, Eurotiomycetes, Eurotiales, Aspergillaceae. Gene Ontology annotation, molecular function: protein binding. The transcript is spliced from 2 exons. The record is from RefSeq and is a predicted model, not a curated record. The coding region runs from base 102 to 1406 and encodes 434 amino acids.